AUGUCAGCCAGCAAGCCUAGACCAAAACCAUGGGAAACCGCCAACAUGUCAUCUGCUACCAGCAGCUCGGGGACGAUGGAUGAAAGCAACACAGUGAUACCAACAUCAGUAACUGCUGCGUCUUCGUUGGGAGGCGGGAGCGGCGAUUACGGACACACGCCGGAUCUUCCGACGAAACCUGCAGGCCUUGGCGAUGAGUCAGGCUACAAGUCGAUGAACAGUCAGUUCGGAAUGAACAGUACGCCAUACGGAGGGUCGAUGUAUGGGUCCGGGGGCCUAUAUGGAAACUCUAUGUACGGCGGAGGGGGGUUCGGCUCGAUGUACGGCGGCGGAUUUGGGAACGGUUACGGCGGAUAUGGUUCGAUGUACGGCGGUGGCUACGGCGGAAUGUAUGGUAUGGGCGCGAACGGCAUGAAUAACAACGGCGGUAUCGCCGAGUCGACGCAGGCUACAUUCCAUUUGAUUGAAAACUUGAUCGGGGCCGUGGCCGGCUUUGCGCAGAUGCUGGAAGCGACCUACAUGGCGACGCAUAACUCCUUUCUCACAAUGGUAUCUGUGGCAGAGCAGUUCCAAUAUGUGAAAGAAAUGCUGGGUUCAUUUUUCGGUAUAUUUGCCAUGAUAAAGUUCUUGAAAAGGGUUCUUUUCAAAUUGACCGGUGGCAGAAUGGGCGUCGCUCCGAAGAAGCAGUUGCCGCCUGCUUCUGGAGACAAAGGUAAGAUGCUACAAGAAUUUGACCAGUUCAGAUCAGGCAAAAACAGUGCAGGUUCCACCGGUGAACGCAAGCGUGCAAGAAUAGCCUGGAAGCCACUUUUCUUAUUCUUUGCAGCUGUUUUCGGCUUCCCUUGGUUACUCAAUAAAUUUAUUAUGAAGCUGCAAGAAAUGCAGAAUAGAGGACGGAUUGCUACACCACACCAACCACAAUCGCUAGAUCUUAAUAGUUUGGAAUUCGCGAGGGCCAUUUACGACUUUACCCCGGAGAAUCCACGCAUAGAAUGCGCCCUGAAGAAGGGAGACUUGAUGGCGAUCAUAUCCCGGCAGGAUCCCACUGGCAAAGAGUCUCAAUGGUGGAAAGUGAGGACGAAGAAGGGAGAUGUAGGCUAUGUGCCAUGCAACUAUAUCGAACUGAUAAGAAGAAAAAAGGAAAUAGAAUUAUCGGCGGGCAGUGGGACAGGUCCUUCUGAAGUAGUCUCAGCAUAG
Eremothecium gossypii ATCC 10895 is the source of this 1197-nucleotide messenger RNA. RefSeq names its product peroxin PEX13 (gene PEX13). Bases 1 to 1197 code for a protein of 398 amino acids. Gene Ontology annotation, biological process: protein import into peroxisome matrix, docking. The record is from RefSeq and is marked provisional. Gene Ontology annotation, molecular function: protein binding. NCBI's taxonomy places the organism in Eukaryota, Fungi, Ascomycota, Saccharomycetes, Saccharomycetales, Saccharomycetaceae. The transcript has a single exon. Gene Ontology annotation, cellular component: peroxisome; peroxisomal importomer complex; peroxisomal membrane.